UUUAUAAAUUCUUUAUUUAUUAUAAUAUUUAAAUUAUCUUGGAUGUAGAGUUAUUGAGUGGUCCCGAGAGAGACAAACUGUACGAAAUCCAACGGGAAUGGGAUGUCUACACCGAGAACAGGACUCUUAAAGCUCUCAAAUGUUUGCAAAUAAUCACUUCCAGGCCCAAAUGUCUGAAUAUAUUGGUGACAUCGGUUCCAUUAGUGCCAUCGUUAGCCAAAGUGAUGAUCUUCGGAGUGGCGCCUAAUUUCAAUAUAGAGAACAUCUAUAGUGCAGUCAAAUCAGGCAAAGAAAGUAUUUUUCAGCGAAUAGUGAAUAGAUUUGGCAAAAAGUGUACGUAUGUGGCCAUUGGGGACGGCAAGGAUGAAGAGAUCGCCGCCAAAAAG
Oppiella nova is the source of this 386-nucleotide messenger RNA. Lineage: Eukaryota; Metazoa; Arthropoda; Arachnida; Sarcoptiformes; Oppiidae. The record is from the annotation of a GenBank genome assembly.